This is a messenger RNA of Homalodisca vitripennis (glassy-winged sharpshooter), 975 nucleotides long. Its product is annotated as inactive Rho GTPase-activating protein 11B-like. Gene Ontology annotation, biological process: signal transduction. The transcript is spliced from 6 exons. Lineage: Eukaryota; Metazoa; Arthropoda; Insecta; Hemiptera; Cicadellidae. The coding region runs from base 177 to 833 and encodes 218 amino acids. The record is from RefSeq and is a predicted model, not a curated record.
UAGGGUUUCGGGAUUUGUUUUGUUUACGUUUAAAUUAUUUGUUAGAGAUUCAAGAAUAUCUACGUCGCUUUAGUACUUUAUUACGGUAACUCAAGAAAUUCCGAGAAAUUGAUUCAAUUAAUUAUUAGUAACAAAUCAACUCUGGUAAAAUCUUAAAUCUAAUGGUGUGAUACAAAAUGUUUAUUUGUGAGUGCGAUGUUGAUGAAGUGAAGAGGGAAGCCUCAAAAUUUUUAAAACGUUUUGGUCUAAAGCUUAGAUUAAAGAAAAUUGAGUUAAAGCCAGUUGAUAAAAAAGAUGCGACAGGACUCUUUAAGGUCCGUUUGGAAAAAUUAAGGCUGAAAAAGGUAAAAAUUCAUCAAUACGAGCAGCCAGUUGGCAUUCCAGCCUUUGUCGUUGAAGCAUGCAAUUAUCUGAGAGACAGGAUAACUACCGAUGGGUUGUUUAGAAGACCUGGAGUAGCGAUUCGUCAGAGAGAAUUAAAACAAAUGCUGGUGAACGAGGGACGGCUACUGGCUGAGUGUGAGUACAGUGCUGUUGAUGUGGCAGAUCUGCUAAAACUGUUCUUCCGAGAGUUGCCUGAGCCCUGUAUUCCUUAUGUCUUUCAUGAUGUUUUACAAAGAUGUCUGGAGGUAGCAGAGCGAGAACGACAAAGAGAAGCCAUCCAGCUUACUCUUCUGCUCCUGCCUACGGACUAUCUUAACACUCUUGCCUAUCUCAUGCAGUUCCUACAAGAGGUAGCUGCCCACCAUCAUAUCAACCGGAUGGAUGUCAACAACCUAGCCAUCGUGUGGACCCCUAACCUGAUGCCUUUCAAAAACGGGCCAAGUGGAUGACAAGCUUAAGAAGCGUGUUACUAUUGUCCAGAUGCUGAUUGAGAACUGGAGCAGUAUUGGAGUAGUGCCGGAGUGUUUGUAUGAACAUCUGUCGUUGUUGGCAGCCUUCUGCCUCUCUCUCAAGUCAUGAUGACCUUGAGAC